Molecule: messenger RNA, 726 nt
Organism: Priceomyces carsonii
Lineage: Eukaryota; Fungi; Ascomycota; Pichiomycetes; Serinales; Debaryomycetaceae
Exons: 1
Coding region: 1-726 (241 amino acids)
Source: RefSeq, a predicted model, not a curated record
AUGUCUAAUAUUUAUUCAGAACUCACUUUUAAGUACCCGACUUGUAAAGAAGAGGAUGAAUUUCGUCAAGAUUAUAAUCGUCGUAUGCUGGAGAGACUUCUCUCCACUAUGAAAAUAAAUGUUGAUCCAAUCUUAGCAGGUGUGACUGAAGAUAACAGGUACACUUGUGGUAUUGUUGCUCGGCCUUCAGAAUCAUUAACAGAAAAAGUACAAUUAAUUCAAAACAUAAUUAAGUCUUCUGUGAAGGCUAACCAGGCAUUAUGGUUUCUGCCUCCAGAAUUGUUACACUUGACUGUAUUAGAAAUCGCUCUGCUUUUACCUAAAUCUUCAAUCAUGAAAAUUGUAGAGGAGGUUCUUCCUCACAUUGAGACGAUAUUAAGAAUUGCAAAUGAUGGUCCAGUUCUCAAUGAGCCAUUGAUAUGCUUUGAUUCCAAUGCUAUCGCUGUUUCUUUCACUUCUGUUGGGAAAUGCAGCUCACGGUAUAGACAGGACGUCUUUGAAAGUGUGUCCCUAUAUGAUAUUAAAGCCCAACCAAGGUACUUAUCUCCUACAAUGCAUAUAACGAUCGUGAGGUUUGUUAAAGAGCUCGAUGAAGAAGACAUCAAAUCUCUUCUACAGAAAGUUGAUGAGUUAAAUUCAUCAAUUCAAAACUUUGAAUGGAAGGUUUCUAAAUGUGAGUUGAAUUACGGCUUGGGUUGGUAUGGGCAACCAAAGAAAGGUAUUUAA